Molecule: messenger RNA, 2615 nt
Organism: Pyricularia oryzae 70-15
Lineage: Eukaryota; Fungi; Ascomycota; Sordariomycetes; Magnaporthales; Pyriculariaceae
Exons: 3
Coding region: 299-2500 (733 amino acids)
Biological process (GO): biosynthetic process
Cellular component (GO): eukaryotic translation initiation factor 2B complex
Molecular function (GO): translation initiation factor activity; translation initiation factor binding; guanyl-nucleotide exchange factor activity
Source: RefSeq, a predicted model, not a curated record
GCGGGGCAAAGUCGCAAACCCAUUCCCGUUUCUGCUUGCAGUCACAAGCAAAAGUCCUCUUAGCUUGGUUGAGUCAUCCCACCAAGCAAUGUGCAAAAAAAAAAAAAUAGAAAAACAAUUCACCUUGAACUAUGAACCUCCCUUAUUCAAACCGUUUCAGCAAGCUGUCAAUUGGUUUUAUCCACGAACUGUGAAAUCCCUUACUGCACGGAUUUUUUCAGUCGAGCAUACACCUUUGGUUCUGGGCGGGGUUGAACUUGGGUAGUCAUUGGCGUUUAGUUCAUUUGGUGAAGCAGCAAUGUCGCAACAUAAAGGCGGCAAGGCCGCAGCGAAGGGCAAAAAGUCCGGCGGAGCUGGCGCCGAGGAGAAAGCCGAGGAUGUGCUUCAGGCCGUUGUUCUCGCCGAUUCGUUUCAAGACCGGUUUGCGCCUUUCACCCUAGAAAAGCCACGAUGUCUUCUCCCAUUAGCGAACACGCCCUUGAUCGAGUACACACUCGAGUACCUGGCCAUGAAUGGUGUUCAGGAGGUCUUCAUAUACUGCGGAAAUCACACAGACCAGGUCGAGCAAUACAUACAGGACUCGCCCAGAUGGAGUCCUUCCGGCCACAUAUCACCCUUCUCGCUUCUCGAGUUUGUGCGCGUCAACGAUGCUUCUUCCCCUGGUGACUUCCUGCGCGAUCUCGAUAAGCGAGGCCUUAUUUCUGGCGACUUUAUCCUCGUCCACGGCGACCUCGUCGCCAAUAUCCCCCUUGACAAUGCCUUGACUGCCCACCGAAGGCGCAGGGAAGCCAACCGGGACGCCAUUAUGACCAUGGUCUUGCGCGAGGGAGGACCAGGUGACCACCACACGAAAUCACGGGGAACCACACCCGUAUUCACAAUUGAAGCUAAGGAGGGCCGGUGUUUGCAGUUUGACGAGACGAACCCGCUACAGAGCAGUCAUUACACCGUGCUCGAUCCUGCCGUUUUCGAGCAUGACGAAGUCGAGAUGCGCACUGAUUUGAUCGACUGCGAGAUCGACAUCUGUACCCCGGACGUACUGGCCCUUUGGUCGGACAGUUUUGAUUACGAGGCGCCUCGAAAACACUUUUUGCACGGAGUUUUGAAGGACUGGGAGCUCAACGGCAAGCUCAUCUAUACUAACAUAGUGAACGAGGGAUACGCCGCCCGUGCGAGCAAUUUGCAGCUUUACGAAUCCAUCACACGUGAUGUGAUUAGUAGAUGGACAUUUCCCAUGGUUCCCGACAACAACCUCGUCCAAGGGCAAUCUUAUGCUCUGCGCCGGAACUUUGUUUACUCCGAAAAGGGUGUCAAGUUCGAGGUCGGUAGCCACGUUGAGAAGUCGGUUGUGGGAAUGAAGACAGCAGUAGGAACGGGCAGCACCAUAAUAAACUGCGUAAUAGGCGAGAGGUGCCACAUUGGAAGCAAUGUCCAUAUAAGUGACAGUUUCAUAUGGAGCGACGCCACUAUCGAGGAUGGAGCUAGGAUAACGAGGUCUGUCGUGGCCAGCUCUGCGACGGUUGGCAAGGACUGCACAAUACCAGCGGGCUCGCUCGUCUCAUUCGGCGUACAAUUAAGCGACGGGGUCGCCCUCCCCGACGCAACCACAUUAUCACUCUUUACGCGGGAUCGCCUUCUUGCGGAAACAGACACAAAACUUCUCGGAUCAUCGGGCAAGGGGUCGGUAUACCAGUACGAGGACGAGGACGAAUAUGACGAGUUUGACUCAGCCAACCUCCAACGGACACUCAUCUACUCAACAGCACAUCUCAACAUUUCCACCUCGACGAUAUCAUCAUUCAAUUCGGAGCACUCGGAUGACGACAGCGACGACGAUGGGCUUGGGGGCGGUGCACAUGGCCACCUCGCUCCUGGGUCUGGGUCGCGGGAGCGACACUCAUCCAUGAUCUCGGAUACAUCAGCCGGCUCGGACAAUGCCAGCAACUCUUUCCACAACGAUGCCGUCACAAGUCUGGUGGACGCCCUUCGAUCCGAAGAUAAUAAGGAUAUGGAUGGCGCCAAGCUUGAAUUCAUGGGCCUGCGACUCGCUACGGACGCCUCGGACGGGGCUGUACGCCGUGCUAUCGCCACGGCCCUAGUCAGGGCCGCCGUGGAGCUGAUGCAGCAGCCCGCUGGCGCCCUCGAGCCAUCCAAGGCAGCCGAGCGCGCCCUGACGGCCAAGAAGGGCACAUCCAAGUUCGUGUCGGAGGUCGCCGUUGGCGGCGAUGACACAAGCGACCAGGCAGCUUUCGCGCUCGCGUUGCAGAAGGCCGCUGCUGCUGUUCGGGGCAUUGAGACCAGCCGUGCGGGUACGCUGCUAGCGGCGCUGUUGCAGCACCUGUACAACCUGGACGUGCUCGAGGAAGAGGGCAUCCUGGCCUGGUGGGAGGGGGCUGAUGCCGCUCAGGGGGAGAAGAUGGUUACUGUCAAGGAAAAGUGCAAGGUCCUGAUUGACUGGCUGCAGGAAGAUGACGACAGUGAUGACAGCGAUGACGAGUAGAAAUUCAAAGAAACGACCCUGGUCAGGGGUGUUCACUCAGGAGGAUGGAGCCAUUCUGGCCAUGGGGGAUAGAAAAACACGCAAACUGCCAAUAUUUCACAUAUUUUGACCUCCA